This is a messenger RNA of Mesoplodon densirostris (Blainville's beaked whale), 14741 nucleotides long. RefSeq names its product StAR related lipid transfer domain containing 9 (gene STARD9). Gene Ontology annotation, cellular component: cytoplasm; nucleus; centriole. The transcript has 34 exons. NCBI's taxonomy places the organism in Eukaryota, Metazoa, Chordata, Mammalia, Artiodactyla, Ziphiidae. Gene Ontology annotation, molecular function: ATP binding; microtubule binding; lipid binding. The record is from RefSeq and is a predicted model, not a curated record. Gene Ontology annotation, biological process: spindle assembly; microtubule-based movement. The coding region runs from base 53 to 13510 and encodes 4485 amino acids.
UGGGGAUGCUGCAGCUGGGCCGACCUGCGGGACUUGAGCCUUGGCCCGAGGGAUGGCCAACGUGCGGGUGGCCGUGAGAGUCCGGCCCCUCAGCAAGAGGGAGACCAAAGAAGGGGCAAGAAUUAUUGUGGAAGUUGAUGGCAAAGUGGCAAAAAUCAGGAAUUUAAAGGUGGACGGUCGACCCAGUGGCUUUGGCGACUCCCGGGAGAAGGUGGUGGCAUUUGGCUUUGAUUACUGCUACUGGUCAGUCAACCCAGAGGACCCCCAGUAUGCAUCUCAAGAUGUGGUGUUCCAGGAUUUGGGGACUGAAGUACUGUCUGGAGCUGCCAAAGGCUACAACAUAUGCCUUUUUGCCUAUGGGCAGACAGGCUCUGGGAAGACAUACACCAUGCUGGGCACCCCAGCCUCUGUUGGGCUGACACCACGGAUAUGUGAGGGUCUCUUUGUCAGGGAGGAAAACUGUGCCCCACUGCCUUCCUCCUGCAGAAUAAAAGUAAGCUUCCUGGAAAUCUAUAAUGAACGAGUGCGGGAUCUGCUGAAACAGUCUGAUCAAAAAAAGACCUAUAAUCUGCGGGUCAGGGAGCACCCAGAGAUGGGGCCCUAUGUACAAGGUUUAUCUCAACAUGUAGUUACCAGCUAUAAGCAAGUAAUUCAGCUCUUGGAGGAGGGAAUAGCAAACAGAAUCACAGCAGCAACCCAUGUUCAUGAGGCCAGCAGCAGAUCCCAUGCCAUCUUCACUAUCUACUAUACGCAGGCAAUCCUGGAGAACCACCUCCCCUCUGAAAUCGCUAGCAAGAUCAACCUUGUGGACCUAGCAGGCAGUGAAAGAGCAGAUCCCAGUUACUGUAAGGACCGGAUUACUGAAGGAGCCAAUAUCAACAAGUCUCUUGUGACUCUGGGGAUCGUCAUCUCCACCUUAGCCCAGAACUCUCAGGUAUUCAACAGCUGCCAGAGCCUCAACAGCGCAGCAAGCGAUGGUAGUGACAGUGGGAUCCCUAGCUCUCCUUCCGGGACCAGCAGUGGAGCAGGACCUUCCCAGAGGCAGUCUUACAUCCCCUACCGGGACUCCGUGUUGACCUGGCUGCUGAAGGACAGCCUCGGAGGCAACUCCAGAACCAUCAUGGUUGCCACCGUGUCUCCUGCACACACUAGCUACAGUGAGACCAUGAGCACGUUGAGAUAUGCAUCCAAUGCCAAAAACAUCAUCAACAAGCCACGGGUGAAUGAGGAUGCAAACGUGAAGUUGAUCAGAGAACUCAGGGAAGAGAUUGGAAGACUGAAAGCCAUGCUGCUGAGCUUUGAGCUGAGAAACUUCCAUUCAUUGAAUGAGGGAAAGGAUGAAAAUCUGAAGGAGCUGGCUCUCCAAAAUGAAUUGAAGAUUGACCAGCUGACUAAAGACUGGGCCCAUAAGUGGAACGAGUGGAAGGCCCUCGUGGAACAUUACAGAGUGGACAUCAACAGGAGGAGGGCUGGGCUGGUCAUUGACUCCAGCCUGCCACACCUGAUGGCCUUGGAGGACGAUGUGCUCAGCACAGGUGUCGUGCUGUAUCACCUCAAGGAGGGGACAACAAAAAUAGGAAGGAUUGACUCAGACCAGGAACAGGACAUUGUCCUGCAGGGUCAGUGGAUCGAGAGAGACCACUGCACUAUCACCAGCGCCUGUGGGGUCGUCAUUCUGCGGCCUGCCCGCGGGGCCCGCUGCACAGUCAAUGGCCGGGAGGUCACCGCCUCCUGCCGUCUGACCCAAGGAGCAGUCAUAACCCUGGGGAAAGCACAGAAGUUCCGAUUCAACCACCCCGCAGAGGCCGCCGUCCUUCGGCAGAGGAGGCAGGUUGGAGAGACUGUUGGUAGCAGUGGCUCUCUGGAGUGGCUGGAUUUGGACGGAGAUGCCACUGCCUCCCGGCUGGGUCUUUGCCCUUUGCUUGGGAAGGAAAGGAAAGCGCUGGGAGAGCAGAGUGACAAGGACCACAGGCCACCAAGGGCUGGAGAGACACCCUGCGGAGCCCAGAUUCAGCAGCAGCAGCGGCUGUGCUUCGUGGGGGAUUUGAGGCAGCGAAUCCUAGAGGGACAGAUUAGAGCCAAACAGGAACGGGAACUGGACGACCAGCAGUGGCUGCUCAGAGAAGGGACCUGGCGGGCCGGCUUGCAGCAGCAGCUGCAGCAAGACCGUGUAGAAGAGAAAGAACUUGUAGCCGCUGUUCCAUCUGAUUCAUGGUGCCAGACAGACCCUGAGACUCAGCCAUCCCCCCUGGUCCAAAGCCAAAAGAGGGUGGUGCACCCGCAGCUCCUGCGGAGACUAGCGCUUUGGGUGGCGCAGCGGAACGGCCGGCAGAGAAGGGUCUCGUUCCAGCUGAAGAGGAUCAUCGAGAAGCCGAGGCUGCUGGAGGCCCACAGGAGACUGGAGCAGCUCAGGGAGCUGUGCUGGCUCCAGGAUGACUGCCCCCGGAGGCCCCCCUUCCCGGCUCCCUGCCCUGGUGCCCUGGUCCCAGGGCCUCAGCGUAGAAGCAGAUCGACAAGUUGCAGUUCUUUGAGCCUCCGAAGGCCCUGCAGCCGGCACUCGGCCCAACUGCGCAGUGUUUUCCUGAAUUGGGAUCCCUCCACCACGUUACCUCCUAUGCCUGACCGUACUGAGCAAUUAUCAGAGAAAAUCCCAUCAGAAGAGUACUUGUCCCAGGCUGCUUAUUACCCCCCAAGGAAAGGGCAUUUCAUCAAGCAUGCCCUCCAUUCCUCAGGCGAGGGGCAGCUCUGCACAGCCAGGAAGGCCCUGGCCAGGAAGGGAGCCUCAGCCUCUGGCACCUGCCUCACUGAGAGCUGCGAGUCUGCCAGUGUCCAAGAAAGGGAGAGAGUGGCCCUGCUGCAGCCAUGGAAGCUGGAGGAGCCCCAGGGGAAGGAGCGGGAUCUCCCAGAGCCAGAUGACUCCGGCAGCGAAGACAGCCAAAUAUCCGAGGACUCGCUGGCCGAGAAGGGGUACCAAAGCCCACAGGACAGCCCAGGGCUCAGUUAUCUCACCCAUGGCCAUGGCCGCUCCAGGGCCAGAGCUCAAGCCUCUGUGAGGGGCUUCACCACAUCCUCAGACAAUCGACUGUUCACCCGAACUCACAGGAGCUUUUCCCUCGACAGCCUGAUUGACGCUGAGGAAGAACUGGGGGACCAUCGGCAAGAAGAGCCUUUCUUCCGUUCAGCUGACGAGAUGCCCACGGAGACUUUCUGGCGCCUGCAGAGCUCCAGUCUGCCCGCAGGGGACCAGGAGGCAGUGUGCAGGCCUGGCCCCAUCAGCCACAGAACAGGAGCCAGGCUGGAUGCCCCCCUGCCAGUGAGCAGAUCAUUUUACCUGGAGCUCCAGCCCCGCUGUGAGCAGCCAGAAUUGGCGGUGGAGGCAAGCUCCACAGAACAAACCAACACUCUCCAAGACGUGCAGCUUUCAAGAGGGAGCCCUCUGGUGUCCAUGGAUUCCUGGUUCUCCUGUGACUCUAAGAACAAUCCCAGUAGCCCCCCAGGUUCUUUAUGUCCAAGUCCUGACGUCCAGGAUGUUCAGCCCUGCGGUUGGAAGAGGCCUGGAUACUGGCCCAAUAUGGAAGAACUAAAGUCAUCAGAUACAGAAACAGUUCUGUCCUACAGCUCCAAACUGCCCCUGGGCGGUGCUGAGCUGCCCUGCAGUGUCAGAAGUGUGUACACAGUCCCUGUUUCUGAUACGACCAGGGUGUCCCUCUGGGACUCUUAUAGGCUUCUUCAGCCAGGAGCCGAUGGCACCUUUCAGGCCAGAGGGGUCCCUGAGAUGGCCCAGAAGGGCGUCUCUGAAGCAUCCGACUCUAGUGUGUCCAGCUUGUUGGCUGCCUCUGCCACCUCAUUCACUUACGUUGGCAGUGCCUGUGAGAGAGACUGGGCUGCCCUUCAGCAAAAGUACCUCCUUGAACUGUCUCAUCCUGUUUUGGGGGCCACAGGAGCACCCAGUCUUCCUCCUCGAGGGAAGGGAAAGCCCUCCCUCGAGGAAAACUCUGGUUCCCUGACCCAAGCUUCUGGCAGGGGAGGAGAUGCUCUAUUGCCAAUUGGUCCUAGGGUAUCUAGCAGCCCGGAUUUCAACAACUUUCCUAUCCAUCUGUCCACAGUUAGGCGUUUGAGAGCUGAGAAAGAACAGGACAGUCUGCGUGUUGAGGUAGAAAGUACUUCAGAUUCCUUUACAACUAGUGAGAAAGAGGUCAGUCAUAGUGGAACUUAUUCAGCGGACGUAGAAUCAUCGACUUCUGGAACUACAAAUGCCCAGGUCUCUACAGCAGCGAACAAGACAGCGCAUCCCGUGAUGGAAGCAUGGGGAGUCAAAGAGAGCAGCUUGGAAGAAGCCUCUCAGAGUAGCGAGAAACCUGGACUCGUGACGUCCUCUGAUGAAUGUUUCAUCCUAACGAACGCUUGUCACCGUAUUGUCACCAUAGACACCAAAGAACCCCAUUGGCCCCGAGGCUGGGCUCCUUUGAGGAAGAAUAGUGCAGACCCAGGGGGGCAAUUAGGUCAGAACAGCCACCGCCCCCCGCAGGAAGAGAAGGCAGACUCCCAGGAGAGCUCCAAGGAAGCGUGUAGAAGACACAGCAGGUUUUCCUUUGCCUUUCCUUCAGGUCCAGAGCUGUACCUCCACCCUGCUCCCUGGAAUCCACUCCCAUCUUCCCUGCAGCCACCUCCCUUGGAAACAUUCUAUGUGACCAAAAGCCGAGAUGCCCUAACAGAAACCGCCUUGGAAAUCCCUGCUUGCAGAGAAGCAAGGGCGCCCUCCCCACCUCCCAGGGAAGCAUGGGGCUUUGGACAUGAGCACCGAGUCCUCCAAAAUGUGUAUGUGAAGAAUAAAUUGCCAGUACUGUUACAAAACCAGAAUUCCAAGAUUGCAUCAUCUCAGCAGGUCAUAGCAGAGAGGCCAGCUGAUCUGAACAUCAAGGACGUUUGCAGAGAAAAAGGGAAAUGCCUUGGAAACAUUAAAGAAGAAAGCCAUAAUUCAGUUUAUUUUUCUGUCACUCAGAACAGACAUUUCCUUCCAUCUACCAGCAUAAAAGUAUGUGAAUUUGAAAAUCAAGUUGGAAUUUUAAAUAAACACAGUCUUCCAGUGCUCAAGCAGGGAGAAAAGGCUGCUGUACAGUCCUCCUGCAGUGUCUCCUCAGACAGUUCUGGGUCAAGGAAGCCUCUCCUGGUGUGUGAAUCUGAGACGAGUGGGGAAGAAGAGCAGGGGCAGGAUGCAGUCCUCAGAGAGACCCAGGCCUUUGACAUGAAGAGACGGUUUCCUUCCGGGGUCAGGACUGAUUUCACCUAUAAAACCAUCAAUUUAGGCCUUGACAAGGACAAGAUAGAGGAAGCCGCUCUUUCUUUGAAGUCCAGAUCAGUACAUCAUAGAGUAAGCAGCCCAGAGACAGCAGCCCAGGAUGAGAGUCCAACCCACAAGGGGGAAAGGAGGAAUGAAGCUGGGCUUCUUGGAAAAGCGCUCCAUCCCAAAGAUGGCUCAGAAGAGUUUAGGCUCCCACAGGCAGAGUCUACGUAUGAAAGAUUCCAGUCAGUUGCGUGCUUUCAGGAAAGAAACCUCAGUGAAUGCAAGGUCCCUGGAAAGGUGCGAGAAACGUUAAACCCCAAAGAAGAACCUCCUGGAAAGAGAUGGAGUAAAAGAGAUACUAAUACUGAUGAGAUGGCUAGGCUAAUUAGGAGUGUAAUGCAGCUGGAAAAUGUCAUCUUGGAAAUUGAAUCCAAACAGAGUAAGCAGCUAUGUGCUUACCACACACUGGGAGUCAGUAAGGAGUUUAUGUCCCAGGACCAGAAGGACCAGGAGAUGGCUGACCAUGUGCUGAGGCCAGGCAGCUUUAGAAACCACCUGUCCUUCAAGGAUCAGCCAUCUUCUCCAAAAUGGAAAGAUGAUGUUCUCUUUAGGGAUGGUGAAGCUGGACAAAUGGAGGUUAACAGUAGCAUUGCUCCCUGGGUACGCGACAUCAGGUUUGUGAAAGGGCACACCCACCCAGCUGUAUUAGACAGACCCGCCAGGGAAACUGGUGGUUAUUUAGGGACAUUUACAGCUUGCAGGGAAUGCACCAACACUUCUGCUCACCCAAGGAAAACGAGAGCUUUGGCUGGAGCUCUGCCAUUGCAGCCCAUGCCUGAGAGGACUUCUGAGGAGGGCGAGCCGGCGAAUGCAGUGUACCCCAGAUGGCCGCCCCGGGGCUUGGGAAAUCUCGAGGAGCUGGAGACUGUGAAGGGUGUUCAGGAAAGCCAUUUUGCCAAACGCAUACGUAGUUCUAAGCAAGAGGAGCCGGAAGUUCAAGGCAGAGUUGAAGAAACUGCUGUGCAAAGAGGGAGCCUACAGGAGAAAAACAAAGUGGUUUCAUCAACUCAGAAACUCCCUGGCCCGUGCCAGCAUUGUGUGCGCACAUUUUUCAGCCAAGAGACCGGCCCAUUGCCAAGCCCGCCAGGGUCCUGUAUGGCUCCUCGCCGAGACCUGAGUAACGCCUUGCCCUUGAAUUCAACAAGGCCGCCAAGAACCUAUCUUUAUGUACCUGGUACUCUAGGCGUCUCUUCUGUUGACUGUGUGGUGGAUCCCACCCUGUUGAAAAUGCCCACCAGUCCCCUGGUAACUGGAGGGGGGCAUCAGGACCAGAGUGGAGAGCCCGGACGCCACAGCUCACAGCAGGGAGACGAUAGACGGGGCUUCUCCGCAGCGCACCCUGCUUCUUGCGGGUCUGUGAUAUCCAUGGCUGUGGGAUCUUCCAGUCAAUCCAGUGCACCAGCGAGCAUUCCCCUGGGGGCAGAGGGCAGGAGGUCAACAAGCACCGGUCCGCAAGGCCACGGAGGGGACCUCAGAAGCACCUUGCUGGGCUUGGGUAGCAGGGUGGGUUCUCCUUCCGAAGCUGAGGCAGCUGUACCAAGGGGACCAGACAGAGCCAGGUCCCUGAACAGGGCCUCUAGCCCGCUUGAAGGGAGGGCCAGCUGCCCCUUAGAAGAGGGGGGCAAGCGAGGCAGGGGAGAGAGGCAGAAGGCAGAGAAGGAGGCCGAGGACCUCACUCCAGCCAGUGGUGCUUUCUCAGCACCCGUGUCCUCGCCAAGGCUGCCUCAGCCGGAGCCCUCUGCCCAUCCACCCACGUGCCUGGCCGAGUUGGAGGAGAUAGGACGGGCAGAGGCCCAGGGAAAGCAGCUUCACAACGUGGUGGCUGGGGGCACAGUCCUUCCUCACGAUGAGACGCUAUCUGGACCUGAAUGUUCUUCAGGGGCCCCUGGCAGGCCUCAGUGUGCACAAAUGGGCCAGUCAGUGUCAGCCAGGACCAGAAAUGAGGGUGAAUCACGGGGAUUUCAUGUGGCGUCUCUCCCUGCUAAACCAGGACACAUGUCAAGUGAUGAGAGGACAUCUGUCCUUCAGGCCACACCCCCCUCUGCAGACAGCUGUCACCCUUUGCCCAGCACUGACACUGACACAGGGCCGCGGCACCCCUCACGGACUUCCUCCCACGCUGACCCUGCUCCAGGUAAAAGUCACUGUACUGGAAAACUGAGACAUUUCCUGGGAGCCUGUGAACAGUUUGUGCACCACACUAGCUCUUCUGAAAUCAGAGAGAAAGAGGGAGAAGCAACCAGAACACCUUCCUCUGCUGAUGCUUUGGGCUCAGACCGUCUUCCUUCUUCAGCAGCUGUGGAGGAGGACAGGAGGGUAAUGGCGGAGGAAAUAGUGGCUGCCUUACAUUCUCAGGCCCCUUUUGAUGAUGCUGGAGGGAUUCCAUGUAGGCGAGGCCCGUUCGCUGCCUGGGAGGCUGCCCAGGGCGUGCUCCCUGGCUGGCAGGAGAGCAGCCCAGCCCACCAAGAACCUGGGACUCUGGACAACACAUGGGGAGGAGGUCCUGGUAGCUUCCUAGUGGCUGCACAAGGAGGAAAACCAACCUGUUUUGAAAGUCACCUUGUGAUCUGUGAUGUUCAGAAUUCUGCCAGUCUCUCAGGGCCUAACCAAGACCAGGGCCAAUGCCUUGAGGCUUCCACCGGCUUAGAAGAAGGGAAGGUGAGUCCCAAAUGGGGUGCCGUCCUGCCCAGAGCCCUAGGAGGGAUUGAACCGGAAGCUCCCUCUCAGCAGCCUGUGAAACGGGAGGGGAGUGUUGGCUCUGGGCUAGCAGAAGCCUGCAGGGCCAGCGUCGAAGGUCCCAGGCCAACUCUGUUGCCGGAUCAGAGACCCGGGGGAGUUAGGGAGGAGGCCCUGCUCAGGUGCCCGCAGGAAACUUCAGACUGUGGUGUCUUUUCGGGGAGCACUGAAGGCAGCAGGACCCUCAGCCCGUCCGGGGGCCAAGAAGACAGCAGAUCUCAUCCUUGCUGGCAACCGUGCAACCCUCAACCCGUUGCUUCCGGGGCCCGUGCCUCCCCUUCCUCCACUUCCCUGUGUUACAGAGACGGUGACCUGGGCAAGGGGGCUUCCGAGACCACCCCACACACUCGCCACCCACCCUGCGUGGUCCCCCCCAGGGCCUGGGGGGUGGAGAGAGGAGAGGGCCAUUGCAGGGAACCUGAUGUGCUCUGGGCACAUGGCCUUGAGCCCAAAAGCAUUAAUGUGGAGUUGGGGCCGGCAGACGGCAGCACCCCGGAGACCUCUGCUGCUGCUCUCCUGCCUCCGGCUCAGGGCUGCAGCUCCCCUUCCACUCCUGAUGUGAGGACAAGUCCCCUCAGCCCCUGGGUUGCUGACGGAAGCUCCAGGUCAGUAGGGGAUCCUGAGAAAAAGGCUGCCGAGAAGAAAGUCAGCGCCGAGCUUGAGGCUCCCCCUUUCCACGCAGGCAGGUGCUCCGAGCCACCCGGGAGGUUUCAGGACAGCUCCGCUGGUGGCCGGAGUGCACAGGGCUCUCAAACCAAGCCAGAACCACUUGCAACAGCUGGGGGACCACACAGCCUGAAUUUAAGUGAAGGGUGUGUUGCGAGUGAGCCGCUGGUGGGACCACAACAUGGAUGUUUGGGAAAUGCCAUCAGAUGCCUUCCAGAAAAGUCACAACUUUCCACGGAGUCAAGGGAUCAUAGUGGCUUGGAUCCCCAAGCCAAAUUGGUAGCAGAGUUACAGUGUGUCUCCAGUCCCCAGGUUGACAGCCCCCGGGAGGAGGAAGAGCAACAGAGGGACCAGGCUUCAGGUGGCCGAGAAGACGCUGCCUGGGGCAGGAGCCCCCCAUGUGCGGAUGAAGGUGGCUCAGGCAGCUGUCAGAUUAGUGGUGCAGGCAGAGAGGACGAGGCUGUGGCCAGGCCCCCUGCAGCCUUCAGAGACUCAGCCAGUGUCACCUUGGGGCAACGUGGAGCAUGUUGGCCUGUGGCCCAGGGCCUCGGGCAGCCCUCUUCUGGCGGGGAGCAGCCGGCACCCCGCCACCGGUGCUCACUUCCUGUGGUCGCCAUCGUCUCUGGCCCCAAACACUCUAGACCGCAGUUCUCUGUGGUCAGCUCUCCCCAGUCUCUUCAGGAGCUAAGCUUGAGCGUGGAGCCUCCUUCCCCAACAGAUGAGGAUAUACAGCAGCCUAGCAGAUUGUGGACCCCACAUCCCAGAGGCUCUUCCUCAGGAAAGUCUGUGGCAAGAACGUCUCUGAAAGCUGAGGGCCGUGAUCAGGAAGCCGCCUCUGACUUGGACGGCAUCGCUGCUGAUCCCAGGCCCCUGCCAUCCACACCCACUCCUUCCCUGGCAACUUCAGCUGUCUCGUGCCUGCUGACCCCCGAUCUCAUGGCUGCUCGGCCAUUUGGUACUCCGGACCAGGCCCAGCCAGGAAAGCCAGAGAGACUGGGUGGCCAGGCUCGGCCAGAGGCAUGGAGCUCUGAAGCGGACGGAGGAGCCCUGCUUUUUGGCUCCAGUGCCAUCGAUCCCUGCGUCCUGCCCUGGCGUCCCGAGGGGCCUGCGCGCGUCGGCUGGAAGCAGUAUGUGUUUGGCGGCGCAGCUGAUGUCUCCCGUGGCCCCACACCCCAGGGCCUGACACCGUCAGACGUGGACCGGUUCUCCCGCAAGGACGACGGCCUAGACGACCAGGGCUUCCCGGUCUACUCCCACCGCAGCACCUUGGCCAGUGCCCGAGGCCUGUCGAGCACACGCAGCCACGUCGAAAGUGCCCGCCAUUCCCGUGAGGCCUGGGGAGUCGGGGGUUCCUCGUUUGCCCUGGGGAGCCCCCACGUCCUGAUCGGCUCUGAAGGGGCAGCCCCCGCUAAGGGUCCUGACGAGAGAGGCGGGUUCCCGGGCACCCCUGAUGAGGCAGGCUGCCUGAGGAGGGAGCCUCCCUUGCCUGGAGUAAGUGCUGUGGGCCCGGUGGAUGAGAUUAUGCUGCUGUACCCAUCAGAGGAGGGCGACCCUGUGGGUGUGUCUAGGAUGAACACCUUGGAGCAGGGCACCCAGACCCCGGGCUGCAGGUCGCGCUGGAGCUACGCUGACCUCUCCUCUGCUCAGUCAGAUCUGGCCUCUUGGGCCAGCACACACAACCUGUCUCUCCGCCUCUCGCAGCUCCUGCACAGCACCUCGGAGCUGUUGGGGAGUCUCUCCCAGCCAAGUGUGGCCGAAAAGGAGUGGAAUGCCAAGAGGGAGACCCCGGGUGAGGUGCCCCAGGCACUGAGGAUGGAUGGCUGUACUCAGACCACCAUGGAUGAGGGCAUCCAGACUGACCCGGCCUCACCACCUCUGCACCUCCAGGCCCCAGAGGCCAACCCUCAGAAACUCAAUGCGGUCCUUGAAAGGCUGGGCUCAGAUCUUUCCAUCACGUCUCAGGAAAAGGGACAUGUCCCUGGGACGCUUAAGAAGAGAGGGGCAGAGGGGACCACAUGGAAAAUAGCAGGGCCCCAAGACCUUCAGGAAGAAAGCACCCUCUGCAGGCCCCAGGGCGCCCCCAUACCCUCAUCCCACUUGAGUUUUCAGAAAGUUCCCCCUGGGCAGAACCUGCCUCCUCUGAUCCCCCAGGCUUCUCCGGAUGCCCCCCUGCUUCCCAGCCUGGCUAGUGGCAGCCCUGGCCACAGCCUCGGUGCAUCUCCCUUCCCAGGGCCCUGCCCCCAUGCUGUGGAGCCUGAGGAGGAGCCCGGGGUGCGGAAGGAGCAGGGCCCCACGAGCGCCUUGCUGGUGGACAGGGCCUCCUCCCCGAUCCUCACGCUUAGCGCCAGCACCCAAGGGUCAGGGCGCCCCCCAGGCGCUUUGUCUCUCUCGGCCCCCUCAGCUCACUCCCUUGAAGGCUGCCAGAAGCUUGUCUCCCGCCCAAGCCUUCCCCUGUGCACCCCGAGGCCUGCAGUGGGUAACUAUUCUCAAACCACUGAUGAGUCAGGUAGCUCUCAGAGAGUGGAGGUUCCAUGUGGAGAAGAUAGCAGUCCCUUAGAAGGGGGUGACCACAGGUGCUCCCUUGGGCUGAGCUCCCGAGGCCACCCAGAGAAGAGCGCAAAGCCCCAAGUCCGUUGCGUGGAGCAGUCCCCGCAGCAGCGUCAGCCCAGGACCACCACCGGGGUCCAGAGCAGACUGUCGUCUCCACCACUGGGAAGCAGGAGCCGGAGGCUGGCUGAUGGCUUUGUGCCUGAGGACAUGGCCUCCCUAGAGUGUGGCCCACUGAGCAGUAGGGGGCUGAGUCCAUGGCAGUGCAGGACAGAGAAUGGGGGUGAGAGCUCAGCAUCUCCAGAGGAGCCACGGCCUGCUCUGAACAUUUCCUCUUCGUGGGGCGGCCUCCGGUGCCGCUGCCCCUGCCCUUUCUUUGAGUUGGCUGACACCCCAGGGCUCCGGGGUUGCAUCUUGGGCCCUACUGAGGCCUGCCAGCCUGAGGGGCUGCUGCGCCCCAGUUCCUCCCAGACAUGCACGGCCCCUGAGCCCCAGCACCACGGUCUGAGGGACCUCCCGGUGUAUAACAAAUCCAGCGAUUGGUGUGGGGGUCAGGACGGCUCCCCUGGGGCGCUGGGUGUGAUGGAUUUGCUGGGGACCAGAUGUGAUUGCAGCUCAGGAGAGCAGGGACAGAGGCUCCCACAACUUCCUGAGGACCAGAGCCAGGCGCCCGAGUGGUCCCAGAGGGAGCAGAUCCCCCUGCGAGUCGGGGCCCAGAACCUCUCCCUCAGCGUGGAACUCACGGAAGCAAAACUGCACCACGGCUUUGGGGAGGCAGACGCCCUGCUGCAGGUGCUGCAGAGUGGGACGGGGGAGGCACUCGCUGCCCAAGAGGAGGAGCCGUAUGCCCGGCCAGAACGUACUGCAGAAAACCUCCGGAGGGAGCGGGCUGAGCGACUUCAGAACUUCCGCAGGACGCGAAGCCUCAGCCCCCAGAAACAGCUGAGCUUCCCAUUCAACCGGGAUCUCCCCACCUGGGCCUUUGACUUGCCCAGCAGGCGCCGAGAAUACCUGCAGCAGCUGAGGAAGGAUGUUGUGGAGACCACCAGGAGCCCAGGGUCAGCGUCAAGGUCUCCUCACCCACCCUCUGACAUAGAGCUGAUGCUACGAGAAUACCAGCGGGCCCGUGAGGAGGCCAAGGCGGAGAUUGCCCGGGCCCAGGCUCGACUGCGGGAGCAGACUGAACAGGAAAAGCUGAGAAUCCGCCAGCAGAUCGUCUGCCAGCUGCUGCGGGAAGAAGAAAAGCUGCACACCCUGGCCACCUCCAGCUCUUGGUGCACCAGCUCCAACGGAAGCCUCUCUUCUGGUGUCACCUCCGGCUACAAUAGCAGCCCGGCCUUGCCAGGCCAGCUCCAGUCCCCAGACAGUGUGCGGGACACAAACUUACCUGAUUCCAGAGACUCCUCAAUAGGGGAGGUGUGGGGCCGCUCUGCAGUGAGGAACAGUCAGCUGAACCUGGCCAGCUCUGCCUGGAAAACCUCAGCCUGCAGCUGCAGAGCCUCCCUGGGCAGUUGUUGCUGUUCUCCGUCCAGCCUGUCCAGCCUGGGGACCUCCUCCUCCUCCUACAAGGAUUUGGCCAAGCACAUCGUGGACAUCUCUAUGGCUGAUGUAAUGGCUGCUUGCUCAGAUAAUCUGAACAACCUCUUCAGCUGCCAGGCAGCAGCUGGCUGGAACCAUCAGGGCGAGGAGCAGGACGUGCAUCUGUACUACAAGGUGUUUUCUUCUACUCGGCAUGGCUUCCUGGGGGCUGGCGUGGUGUCCCAGCCACUGUCUCAUGUGUGGGCAGCUGUGAGUGACCCCACCUUGUGGCCCCUAUACCACAAGCCCAUCCAGACAGUGAGGCUGCAUCAGCGGGUGACCAACAACAUCAACCUGGUGUAUUUGGUGUGCAAUACCACCCUGUGUGCACUGAAGCAGCCACGGGAUUUCUGUUGUGUCUGCGUGGAAGCCAAAGAGGGGCAAUUGUCUAUCAUGGCAGCUCAGUCUGUGUAUGAUGCGUCCAUGCCGAGACCCAGCAGGGAGAUGGUCCGAGGGGAGAUCUUGCCCAGUGCCUGGAUCCUGCAGCCCCUCACUGUGGAAGGGAAGGAGAUCACCAGAGUCAUCUACUUGGUCCAGGUAGAACUUGGUGCUCCAGGAUUCCCCCCUCAGCUCCUAAGCUCCUUCAUCAAACAGCAGCCGCUGGUUAUAGCCAGACUGGCUUCCUUCCUUGGUAGUUAGCAUCUCACGGUCAAGAUGGCGCUCCAGGACGCCCCAGAGAUGCUGGGGCGGCUCUUGUUACUCUCCGUACCCUGAUGUUAAGAAGAGCCGAGGCUACCUGCUGUGCCCGACUGGGCAGACAGCACUCAGCCCUGAGUUGCCAGCGAAACCUAGUCAGUACUUGGUCACAGCUGGCACCUCUGCAGAGUGAGGGGGCCUGAGCUCCUGGCUGUCCAGAGUGAACGAAGCUCAAUUCACCUUUUUGGAUUUCUCACCUUUUUUUCCCGUCUCUGGGACCCUGUGGCAUACAGGCCACUCAAGGAUCAGGACUGGACACAGCCAGCAGAGCUGGGAGCCUGCAGUGCUCUGACAUGGGGCUUACUUAGUUCGGUGCAGCCCUGGGGCUGGUAGGGAAGCAGGAGCCAUUGGCCAAGACUCUGCUCAGAAUGUGCUCCAGCAGUCAGCUCCACUGUGGGAAGAAAAUGGUUUAAAAAAACAGCUGCACAAACCAGAACACUGAUUUAGAAUUGUUUCUCCUCCUUGAAUUUUUACAAAAUGCUUUAUUAUUAAUUUUUGCUUUGCCCUCCCUCUUCCUUUCCCUCACAGAAGAAGACAAUUAUUUGGGUCUUGGCCCCAGUAAGGAGUAUAGAGUAAUGCUCUGUCAUGGAGCCACCACUCCAGAGCUCAGAAGAAUGGGAAGACCACUGUAGAAACUGGCUGGAUAGGUUUGGGGUUGUGGUGGGGGGGGCCUAGCUCUUUGAGGAGGACUUGGUGUGGUGCGUGGGCAUCUCUCAUUUCAGAGAUGAAAAACUGUCUUUUGAAGACUGGAGGGAAGAUAAUGGACCUCCUAGAAGGAGGUAAGUGAUUUGUUAGGAGGAAGUGCAAUUCCAUUCCUUACCUCACUCAGAGACUUGGUCCCAGCCUUCAGUCGUCUCUUGAGCAAUCCACGCACUGCUGUAGCCCCUUCUAUUCUAGGGUGGGAUAGAGAAUGGGUUCAGUUUUCUUGUAACUUAGCCUGGCUGAACUCGAGCUUUGAAUAUUCUGUAUGAUUACCUGAAGUGUAGGGGUCGGAGAGAUUCUCAGCUUCAGUUCUGGUGCCGAGUCUUUGGUGGAAGAGGAGGGUGACCAUAUGGGGAUUGAGAAGAUGUGGUAAAAGGUAAAUUUCUGUAUAGUGCAGCAGAAGUUUAUUUUUCUAAAAGUAUCUGCAGGAUUUUGUUUUUCUCUUACCUCAGAUUAAGUUAUUUAUAUAUUA